AUGUUUAUUUGUCUUCUGCAGCUUGCAAAAAGCCAAAAAGACGCAGAGGCUGCACCUUUUGUCUUUGCUUUAGUCGAUUGGCUGAGAGAAAAGCGUCGCAUAUUUUCUGAAGACGUGAUAUUGAAUCUGAGCGAAGACAGCCCAGUGCCGAUUGCAAGCGGUUUGAAGGGGCAUUGCUGGAGAGACAUAGCGCAUGAUUGCAGAGUAACUUGGUUAGCAUUUUAUCGGGACUCAAUCAAUGAUCAGGUGAAGUAUAUGUACUUAGCAGCUCAAUCAGGAUUUAAAGGACAACAAGACUUCCUAAAAUAUGAGAAGGCAAGAAGAUUAAAACAAUUUGUCGUUAAAAUUAGAGAAGACUAUAGCAAAAAGAUGAAGAGCAACGACUCUAUUGAAAGACAGCUGGGGACGGCUACAUAUUUAAUUGACUUCUUAGCUCUUCGUGUCGGAGGCGAGAAAGAUACAGAUGAGGAGGCGGACACCGUUGGUUGUUGCAGUCUGCGAGUCGAACAUAUUGCAUUUGACGAAGAUAAAAAAGAAAUAACGCUGGACUUCUUAGGCAAAGAUUCAAUUAGAUAUUAUAAUACUGUCAAGAUAGACCCGCAGGCAUUUAAAAAUUUACAAGCAUUUUGUAGAGGCAAGAAAGCAGAUGAUGAUGUCUUUGAAUCUAUCAAUAGCACUUCUUUAAAUAAUCAUUUAAAACAGUUAAUGCCGGGGUUAAGUGCGAAGAUGUUUAGGACAUACAACGCCAGCAUAACCCUUCAGCAAGAGCUCGAUAAGCUACAGCCGACUUUGGCGAAAUUCAAGGAGGAAGUAGAGAGAGAGAGGAUGAAGAAAGAGGCGAAGACAAAAACAAAAAAAGCAAAGACAGAGCCUCAAGCUGCUGCAGCAGCAGCAACAACAACAGCAACAGCAACAGCAACAGCAGCAGCAGCAGCAGCAGAAGACAGUGAUGAAGCCCCCCUUAAAGAGCAAAAAGUAAAGAGAGAAACAGAUAAAGACAAAGAAGAACAAAAAGAAACUCAAGAAGUUCUCAAUGUAGAUAUCUCUGAUGUUAACCAACUCGUGCAAUUCUAUAACGAUGCUAACAGGGCUGUUGCUAUACUAUGCAAUCACCAGCGCUCUAUACCGAAGCAGCAUGCAGCUUCAAUGGCACGGCUACAACAUCAACUGAGCGCAAUUGAAGAAGAUUUAAGAGAAUGCGAGGAGUUUUUAGCGUUUUGCAAGAAGGAUAAACAGCAAAAACAAUUUAAAUUCAAGUCUGAUUUUAAAACUCUAAAAGGAGAGCCGCGAAAGUCAGUUGUGCGCGAAGGAAUGAAGGAGGAUGCUGUUCUUAAGAAGAUUGCACAGCUUAAAAAGAAAAAGCAAACGCAUUUGCUGCGCAUGCAUAUCAAAGACAGCAACAAAACUGUAGCCUUAGGGACUUCCAAAAUUAAUUAUAUGGACCCACGUAUAACUGUUGCAUUUUGUAAGAAGUACGAGCUACCUAUUGAAAAGAUAUUUAAUAAA
Eimeria acervulina is the source of this 1506-nucleotide messenger RNA. Its product is annotated as DNA topoisomerase I, putative. The record is from RefSeq and is a predicted model, not a curated record. Gene Ontology annotation, cellular component: nucleolus; chromosome. Gene Ontology annotation, biological process: DNA topological change; chromosome segregation; DNA replication. Gene Ontology annotation, molecular function: DNA topoisomerase type I (single strand cut, ATP-independent) activity; DNA binding. The annotation marks the transcript as partial. Lineage: Eukaryota; Apicomplexa; Conoidasida; Eucoccidiorida; Eimeriidae. The transcript is spliced from 10 exons.